Gallus gallus (chicken) is the source of this 7563-nucleotide messenger RNA. RefSeq names its product grainyhead like transcription factor 2 (gene GRHL2). The transcript has 14 exons. Gene Ontology annotation, biological process: brain development; neural tube development; regulation of transcription by RNA polymerase II. The record is from RefSeq and is a predicted model, not a curated record. Gene Ontology annotation, molecular function: RNA polymerase II cis-regulatory region sequence-specific DNA binding; DNA-binding transcription activator activity, RNA polymerase II-specific. Gene Ontology annotation, cellular component: nucleus. Lineage: Eukaryota; Metazoa; Chordata; Aves; Galliformes; Phasianidae. The coding region runs from base 1086 to 2714 and encodes 542 amino acids.
CAAGAAGACCAAGAUAAAAGGUACAGUAUUAUUCAAAAUCGUACACCCGGAUGCUAACAGUGUUGAUCAGUUGUGAACUGAAGGAGCAGUGAUAGCCUAAAGGUCUAUAGUUUUCUUCCAAAAGAUACAAGAAUGAAAAGUAUCUGGGGAAGCAAACUUUACUCCUUAUUACUUUUAAUUUAUUAAAAAAUAGAGCAGGAUUAUUACAUACGCAAUUUGGAAAGUAGCAGAAAGUUUCAUGACUUGUGUUUUGUUCUUUCACUGCUGCUGAGAUUAGUAAAGUCAGAUUACAUUGACAGUUGGCUAUUGACCGCUUUUCCUUCAAUUUUCUUAGGGCAGAAACUGAGUAGCUUGGCUUCAGUAACCCGAUGUGUAUAGUUUUAUUUGACAUAACUGAGUGUCUACCCAUAAUCAAAUAAAGUAACUAUUAAAAUCAUUCCCUAAGAAGUUCUUGUCAUUAUUCUCAGAUUUCAGCCCUCCUCAGCAGGCUAAAAGUUGUAGAGUCAGAGGAGCCUGGUUCCUGUUUUUAUUUAGAUCUGUGCACGAGGGAGAGUGUAUAUUUAAGGAGAAAUAACUAACGUUUUGCUAUGCAAAAUUUCUCAGUGUAGCUAAUUUAGGACAACCCUAUGCAUCUGUACUAGCAUGUAUUAGGUGAAACUUUAAAAUAGGUAGUACUAUAAAUCCACUGUUUCGGAACAGAAUGUGAAAGUUUUUUGAGGAACAGUUUUACUUCUACUAAUCUCAGAGAAACUCCAGAUUGCAACACUGGCCUCAAGUGAAAAGCCUGAAGGGAGAGGAACCCUAAUGUCAGAGCACAUUUCCUGGGUUGAAGACAAAGCAGAAUGUUAGACUUACUGAAAGGUUUAUAGGUUAACAAUUUUAUGUCAGUGCAACUCCUGUGAACAAUCUGUUUGUCUUCAACAGUGACCACAGGCAGAGACGUGGGAAUGCUGCUGGAGGUUACCUUGCAGCCACGAUCUCGUUACUGAUCUACUCUGAUACAAUAGGAUUCCUGUGCUUGUUCUUUCAGAAGAGCAUUGGUAUCCGAGUCACACAAGCAGUAGUGUCUGGAAAGAGCAUACAGCAUGUGGAUUUUGCUGUUCCUAUUUGCUGCUUCACAUGCAAAUUAUCUACUAAAUUGCCUCAGUUCCACAGAAGCUCAGAGUAAUUUGAGUGGGGGAGAGAACCGUGUGCAAGUCUUGAAGACAGUGCCUGUUAACCUUUCCUUGAACCAAGACCCAUUGGAGUCAUCCAAGAGGGACUACAACACAAAUGUGUCUGGCAGCUCCACGCCAAUUACGGGGACUGCAGUGACUGUGAUAAAAGCAGAAGAGUUCACCCCUGUUUUUAUGACCCCACAAGCACACUAUACAAGAGGAGAAAAUGAGGAGCACCGAGGGGUUAUCUUUGAACCGUAUGAAGUGUCCAGCAUUGCUCCCCACACCAAUUAUCUCAAAGAUGACCAGCGCAGUACUCCUGACAGUACGUACAGUGACACCUUCAAGGACGGAGGAACAGAAAAGUAUCGCAGUGUGUCCGUGGGGGCUGAAGAAUACAUUUAUGAACAAACAAGCACUUUUCAGUAUACACUAGAAGCUACCAAAUCUCUUCGUCAGAAGCAAGGGGAGGGGCCUAUGACCUAUCUAAACAAAGGACAGUUCUACGCCAUUACGCUGAGUGAGACGGGUGACAACAAAUGUUUCCGGCAUCCGAUCAGCAAAGUCAGGAGCGUGGUCAUGGUUGUUUUUAGUGAGGAUAAAAACAGAGACGAGCAGCUGAAGUACUGGAAAUACUGGCAUUCCCGGCAGCACACAGCAAAGCAGAGGGUCCUUGACAUCGCUGAUUACAAAGAGAGUUUUAAUACCAUCGGGAAUAUUGAAGAAAUCGCCUUCAAUGCUGUGUCCUUUACUUGGGAUGUCAACGAGGAGGCAAAGAUUUUCAUCACAGUGAAUUGCUUGAGCACAGACUUCUCCUCUCAAAAAGGUGUGAAGGGGCUUCCUUUGAUGAUUCAGAUAGAUACAUACAGCUACAACAACCGCAGCAAUAAACCCAUCCACCGAGCUUACUGCCAGAUCAAGGUUUUUUGUGAUAAGGGAGCAGAAAGGAAAAUUCGAGAUGAAGAAAGGAAGCAGAAUAGGAAGAAAGGCAAAGGCCAAGCAUCCCAAGCCUCCUGUAAUAACUCAGCUGAAGGAAAGCUGAGUGCACUCCCUCUGCAAAAAAAGAGUGAUAUAACCUUCUUCAAAACAAUGACUGACCUGGAUUCCCAGCCAGUUCUCUUCAUACCAGAUGUUCACUUCGGAAACCUACAAAGAACUGGACAGGUUUACUAUAAUACAGAUGAUGAGAGAGAAGGUAGCAGUGUCCUGGUCAAGAGGAUGUUCCGACCUGUGGAGGAGGAGUUUGGUCCAUCCCCUUUGAAACAAAUGAAAGAAGAAGGCCUGAAAAGAGUGCUUUUAUAUGUGAGGAAGGAGACAGAUGAGGUGUUCGAUGCCUUGAUGCUGAAGUCACCCACAGUAAAGGGGCUAAUGGAAGCGAUCUCUGAGAAAUAUGGGUUGCCAGUGGAAAAGAUUGCAAAACUUUAUAAGAAGAGCAAAAAGGGUAUCCUGGUAAACAUGGAUGACAACAUUAUCGAGCACUACUCCAAUGAGGACACAUUCAUCCUGCACAUGGAAAGUGUGGUUGAAGGCUUCAAGAUCACACUGACUGAGAUCUAGCCUCAGACAGAGCCCUUUCAUAAAGAACCCACAGCAUUUCAUUCUUCUUGGAAAGCAGAAGAUGCCUAUGGAAGUUGAUAGACAUUGAUCAGAGAAACUGUUACAAGACUGCUUUGAAAAUAUUGUCCGUUCUGCACAUGCACACCCACUGCAUACAAGCUUGGGUUCGUCAAGCACAAGGCCACUCAUGUUAACCUGGUCCCUUAUUUAUUGCUCCCCACUCUCCAUUGUACAAGCAGUUACCAGCCCCCAGAUUUGUAAACAGAUGACCCACUGCAAAUGUGAAACGCAGCAUUCUAGUCCAUGCUUUAGUGUGGAUAAGCUCAUUCUAAAAUAUGGUGAGGAACCAUGCUGGUCCAGUUUCAGAAAUCUCAUGUAAAUCACUUUGCCAGUACUUCUCUCCUCUUGCUAAAAACUGGUGCAGUGCUAAAGGUGGGGAAAGUGGCUGACAAGAGUUCACUUGCUCAAACCGAUCCAUAUCUCUCUUUAGUGUAUAGACUUGCCAAAUACCUCUGGUAGUUCUCAGCAUGUAGCAAUGAGGACUUGUAAGUAAGGCGUUCAGCUACAAAUGUCACUUGUAAGUAAAUGGUAAAGAAACCAUUUUAACCUUGUAUAUAAUGUUUAUAAUAUGCAAUAAUAUAUUUUAACUACUGUAUGUGGGCACGGUUAUUGCCACUAUGUUUUUGUAUGUAUUGGGUUUAGGGUUAAACAGAAUAUUUCCUAGAAGAUUAGAUUUCUGCAAUCUGUUAAGGAGUGUGUACUGAGAAUCUGAUAACUGUGUCUGCAUUCGUGCACUCCACCCCUGCCCACUCAGUUUUAUACCGAAAUAUUGGAGCAAACAGCACUACAGCAUUUGGAGUGCACUGUCACUGUGGGACCCACCUUUGGUGCCCAGGUCUCAAACGUAGACACCUGAGUACUCCAUCCAGCUGUCACCAAAACAUAGAGGCACCCCUGUGUCUGAUGUGCCUAGAGGCGCACCAGGGACUUCUCCCUGUUCUCUUGGUGAAGUGAGGGCUCUUGAAAUGAGUCUGUCUGAAACCUGUGGAGGGAAAGGUGCUCUCCCCAUCAAACUGCUCACUAAAGAAUUCCUCUAGACUGCAAGAAACUUCAGACUCUUCUUUAGGGAGCUUGCUCUUGUAUCUCCUUUGAAUGAUUCUGUUUUGAUUCCUAGGGCAGUUCAAUGAGGUAAAAACUUGGGCUCGAUGUAAAUAUUUUAUAGAAAUUGAAACAAUUUUACCAGUGGAAAGAGUGGCCCACACCCAAUUUGCAGAGGUAGGCCCCUCUCACACAGGCUGGAUCUGAACCCAGGCUGAACUAUGCGGUCACACCAUCAAGUUCCACAUGAUUCACAGGAACUCUGAGAGAGAAAGGCUACAGGCUGAUCAUACCAGGAAAUGAGUCCAAGGCCUGGAUGUCCCCAGCACACGCAAACCUGGCACCUGUCUCUCUCCUUUCCAGUUCCUCUGGCUGUCUUAGAUUGCUUCUCACAUAGUGAACAGUCCUGUGGUUUUCAGUUGUAAGCAUUUCAUUUCCCAUGCAUUGUGCGGGGAUCCCAUGAGACAGGCAGAAAUGGGAGGCCUUUCCUACACGCAACCUUUAGAGUUUUAUUAGUUCUUCCUUCUAAAGACUCUUUUUCACUUAGUCACAGUAUUUUUUUCAUUAGCUGGUUAAUGACGUAAAGAUACACUGCUGAGUUUAAUGGGCUCCUCUAGUGGUUUGAGCUGUGGGGAGCUAUUUACAUCCAAGCAAAGUAGUUGGAAAAGCUAACCAGUCUGAUUUGAUCAUAUUUUUGCAUGAAUUGCCUUGCAAGCUCUUGCAAUUUCUUUACUUCAUUAGCGAUAGCAUCCCAUUAAAAUCUGAUCUUCAAACAGAAAUGUCAGGUACCUGUCAAAGCUGCUGCGCUACCAGAGCCUAUGAGAGCUCUCUGCUACUUGUGUCAGGGCUAUCACAUGCAGAAUCCAUACACAUCUGGAAAGCAAAGUGUUUAGUCUGUCUUCUCUCCCUUUCUACUCAUGUGUUGUGUGUUCUUUCUGCUCCUGAUGCAGACUUGUGUAGUAAUUCCAUUGUCUUUAUGGACAUAUACCCCAGUAAAGACGCUUUUGCUACAUUGCUUAAGGAUAGACAUCUUGGGAAUACAGUGGAUAUAGGGUAAUUUCAUUUAUUUCUGCUUGGCUCAGGCUCAGAUAAAGAGUCUUUGCUGACUUAGCCAUAUACUUUUCCACUCCCAAAAAAUAGGGCAGUUUUGGCAGGUGGCAUUAAGAACUGGGGCCAGUACACAGGACUUGUGAGCAGUGCUGUUGGUUCUUGUAUUUAUCUCUUAUUUAAUGGUGUUUGGGAUUCCAAGGAGUUCAACUGAGAUUUCUCAGUUGGUCAUGAUGUCCCAGUAGAGGCUGCGAGCUAAGCACAGCGGUAAAUGCAUGCAGGAUUUGAGCCCUGCUUCUGCCCCUAUUGGUGCCUGUGAUGUCAGGCUGGGUUGUGGUGUGCCGCAAUAGGAGAUGUCAGCGAGCAUUUGAGGUUGACAGAGAAGGAUGGGACUUCCCUGGCAGCACCAGCACCCUUGUUAGUAUUUUAUUCUUGUAUUACACAGAGGUGGACCUCUCUUCUUUGGUAAUUAGUGCUAGGUUCUGCUGCAUGCUGCAACGUCCAGCUCUGAGGAGUGGUAUCGUAGAAUCACAGAAUGGCUUGAGUUGUAAGAGACCUUGGAGCACACCCAUCCCCAAUCCCCUGCCAUGGGCAGGGCUACCACCCCCCAGCUCAGGCUGCCCAGGGCCCAUCCAACCUGACCUUGAGCACCUCCAGGGAUGGGGCACCUCCAGCUCUCUGCACAUCCUGUGCCAGUGCUGAACGACACCGGCUCCCUCAGCCUUUCUUCAUAGGAGAGGUGCUCCAGCAUCUUCAUGGCCUCCUCUAGACCUAUUCCAACAGCUCUACAUCUUUCCUGUACUGGGGGCCCCAGGCAUGGACCCAGUACCGCAGAUGGGGCCUUACAAAAGCAGAGCAGAGUGGGACAAUCCCCUCCCUUGCCCUGCUGGCCUCCCCUCUUUUGGUGCAGCCCAGGGUACAGUUGGCCGCCUGGGCUGCAAGGCACACUGCUGGUUUGUGUCAAACAUUUGUCCACCAGAACCCACAGUAUAGGAUCAGCAAAAGCUGCAAUGCUCCAGGAAAUGCUGGAGCUUAAGGAGCAGAGCUGCCUUUCCAAUGCCAUUUUAGGAGCUUUAGGUCAGGCACUGUCCAGGGAAGGAAAGUUGUUUCCAAGAUUAACUGAAAGCUUUUCUAAAUAUAUCUCUAAGUGUACAAAUUCCUGGUCAGUAGCGAGAGAGCUGAUCCUCCUGCCUUUAGCUCCAUCUUACAGUCUCACUGGAGAAUACAGGGCUGAGGAGGAUGGGUAGAACUUAUCCUGACACUAAGAAUAUUCUAGAACAACUACUGGAGCUAGUUAGGGAUGAUCUCCAUUAACUUUAUUUAUCUGCCAGGGCCUGAGGACUUUGUUUUUCUGCUCCAUAUGCCAAAUGCAUCACAAGCAUCUAAAUAAUUACGAGGAGCACAUCACCCUGCACUGGGUCAGUUUAGUUACAGCAUCAGCUGCCACAGAAGCAUUGAACCUGGGUGCUGGUCAUGGCGAGCUACAAGCUCUCGGGGUUCACCACCCCUGAGGGUUUGUUGAUCAAAAUCAGAAUAUCGGUGUUGGGGAAGGGCCAGCACCAAUAAUGCAGACUUCUGAAAGAGGGAUCCAUUCGAAGGCCAGGGAGCAUAAAGUCUCUAUCUGUUGUUUAAAAUGUAUGUGUUGCUUUUGUUUCAUGAAGAAGACUGAUUAAUGCUGUGUCUUCCAAAUAUGAAGAGUUAAAUGGAAGUAAGAUUUGGCUGUCGUUUAGCACCAGACAGGAAUGUCUUUGUUGCCUCCUUUUGUGGCACGGCUAUGGUUGUUUACUCAUGAGAACAAAACUCAUUUCCUUCUAGAAGAGGACAGGCUGGAAUCUAGUGCAGCCUCGAGGCUGCUCAGCAUUGCUUCCAUACAAAGAGCAAGAGCAGUGUAGAUGCUGUGUGAAAGACUAUGACAGAGGGGUGCAAAAGGCAGAGUAGCCUUCUAAGCUCUGGCCUUGGUUCCUGCUGCAGAGUUGGCACUAUGUCCAUCCAUUUGAUCAUUUGCUAUAAAAACCCAAAUCUCAGACUUUGCUUUCCUUUUACACAGUCGGGUGCUUAUAUCCCCAAAAUGUAGUGCAUCCUUGCAGCGAAGCCUCGUUGAUGUAUGGCAGUGUUCCCAUCAAGGUAUUUUGGAGGACUUUUUAUCACUGGAUGUUAACUACAAAGAAAGUAGUUGCUUUUUUCUUUUUUUCUUUUUUCCUUUUUUUUUUUUUCUUUUUUUUUUUUUUUCUGUAUGUUCUCUCUCGUUAAGUCAUUGGUCACUGGAAUUCAGAGAUCAAGAGCCUUUCUUGUACAUUUUCCUCUUUCAGACCGUGGACAGAUUAAAUGCUAUAAAUGAAUUCAAAUGAUUGGUAAAAACUCAGCCCUCCAGCUGUCAGAGAAGCUGUAUGUUAGUUGAUAUGAAACUGGGAAGGAGUACCUUAGGGCCUUAAAUGUAAAGCUUAUGAAAUGUUUAUAUGCUCUUCCAUUUCCUAUGAAUUGAGACAAGAUACAAACGAGUGUUUGUGCCAAAGUUUGUAACAAGCCCUCGCUCUGGCAAACAACAAACUAUGUAUAAAUAGUGUGCUUUUAUAUUAAGGAAUAGCUGAUGUAACUUAAUAGUGUUGCAACUGGGAGAGGGGUUUGAUAAACUGUAAAUACAGUUAUUUUAUUUUUUGUACAUUUUUAAGAAGGAAAAAAAUAAAUAUUCCUGUGUAUGAGAUAA